Monoraphidium neglectum is the source of this 1131-nucleotide messenger RNA. RefSeq lists its product as hypothetical. The record is from RefSeq and is a predicted model, not a curated record. The transcript has 2 exons. Lineage: Eukaryota; Viridiplantae; Chlorophyta; Chlorophyceae; Sphaeropleales; Selenastraceae. The coding region runs from base 1 to 1131 and encodes 376 amino acids.
AUGGCUCGCCUCCACUGGGCACUCACUUGCGCCCUGGCCCUGCUCCUCGCCCCCGGGGCCCUGGGCGCGUCCCUCAAGGCCGGCGGCCUGACCGCCUACGACCGCCGUGCCCUGGGCGAGCAGGCCGCUGCCUCUGCCAACGCCAACAUCAUGGCUUUUGGCGGCCGCACGGCCGGCUUUGCCCCCUCUGACCGCGCCCCCAUCACCAACUUUGGCGGCAUGACCACCUUCACCAACGCCGGCGUGGGCUUCAACGGCGGCACCACCACCAGCUUUGACAACUUUGGCAACCCCGUCGCCAACGAGGGCGGCCGCGGCCAGAUCUUCCGCCACUUGGGCGAGCAGGCCGCAGCCUCUGCCGAUGCCAACAUCAUGGCUUUUGGCGGCCGCACGGCCGGCUUUGCCCCCUCUGAUCGCGCCCCCAUCGCCAACUUUGGCGGCAUGACCACCUUCACCAACGCCGGCGUGGGCUUCAACGGCGGCACCACCACCAGCUUUGACAACUUUGGCAACCCCGUCGCCAACGAGGGCGGCCGCGGCCAGAUCUUCCGCCGCCUGGGCGAGCAAGCUGCCGCCUCUGCCGAUGCCAACAUCAUGGCUUUUGGCGGCCGCACGGCCGGCUUUGCCCCCUCUGACCGCGCCCCCAUCACCAACUUUGGCGGCAUGACCACCUUCACCAACGCCGGCGUGGGCUUCAACGGCGGCACCACCACCAGCUUUGACAACUUUGGCAACCCCGUCGCCAACGAGGGCGGUCGCGGCCAGAUCUUCCGCCGCCUGGGCGAGCAGGCUGCUGCUGCAACCGUUAACGCCCAGGGUGGCGCGGCCUUCACUGACGGCGCCAACCCCACCAUAGUCUCCAGCAGCCCUCCUGCCAAUGCUGGGGCGGCCAUGAACCAGGCCACUUUUGCGCAGCAGCAGCAGUGGGCGCAGCAGGCCGUGGGUGGAUUUCAGCAGCAGCAGCAGUGGGCGCAGCAGAUGAUGGACGCCACGCCGCAGAUGCAGCAGUGGCAGCAGUUGCAGCAGCAGCGGCAGAACGCCGUUGCUGCUGCCGCGGCCGCCAAGUCUGCCGGCCAGGGGAGUGAGCAGGGCCUGCCCAAGGGUGUUGCCGCCCCCACGCAUCGCCCGUGA